Linum trigynum is the source of this 2148-nucleotide messenger RNA. Lineage: Eukaryota; Viridiplantae; Streptophyta; Magnoliopsida; Malpighiales; Linaceae. The record is from the annotation of a GenBank genome assembly.
GGGAGCGGUGACGCAAAUUCAGCGCGGUCUUCAUCAAUGGCUUGACUCGCCGGCGAUUUCAUCAAUGACGACCCCCAUCGCCGGAACGACGAUCCACGACACUACCGACCGCUCAUCACCGAUGAUCAAUUCAGAUUUGUAACUACGAAAUAGGACCUUUCGGCGGCUAUGCAUGAGGAUGGUUGGCGGGCGUCCUGGUUGUUGAUGGCUGCCAAUUUCAUUGUCGAAUAGGGUUUUCCCGGACAUCCUCUCCAGCUGCAGAACGUGAGACCAGAAGAAGAUCAAGGCAAGGGGUACUUUGAUGGAGAUGGUUGCUGCAGAUUGGGUAAAAUCUGACAAACGAGAAGAUGAUUUAGCUGGCCGUCCUGGGAGCAUUGUUCAGAAAUAUGCGGCACAAGGCGGGCCAGAGUUCUUCUUGAUUAUAAACAUUCAAGUGCCAGGUUCGACGACAUACAGCCUUGCAUUGUACUUCAUGAUGAACACGCCUUUGGAAGAUUCGCCAUUGCUACAGAGCUUUGUAAAUGGGGAUGAUGCAUUCAGGAACUCAAGAUUUAAGCUUAUUCCUUACAUAUCCAAGCGGCGUCGUGAUGGCGGUGAAGGGGCCUACAGGCGGGUGGAUUCCAAUGACGAGGAACUGCCGAACUGGGGACAGAAUUGGCAGGGCAACUCCGUUCUUCUCGGGCGAAGUUGUCGUUCAAGGAAAAAGAAGAUUUGUUGUAAGGUAAAUGCUACAUAAUAAUUAUUUAGGCACUCCAUAUGUUUGUCUUAUUUAAAAGAGAGGAUUGAUACAAAAUCUAAGUCUCCAAGAGCAUGCAUCAAGAAGCAUAUGCAACAAGAUAAUUAAAAAAAUUCUUUGAAGUGUUUAUUAUAUGUCAUUUUAGACAUGAGGAAAAAAGACACCUUUCCUCGUUAAUAUAUGCAGUUAUGACAAAAUAAUAUCGUCACAAUAUACACUUGUGACAAAAUGCAGUCAUUACAAUAUACAGUUAUGACAAAAUAUAAUUGUGUAAUAUGACGAACAAUUGUCCACAAAUCACCAAAUUAUGACAACCUUAAUGACAAAAUAUGUCGUCAGAACAUCUCUGUUUUUCAAAAUAGACUACCCAAAACCUCAGAUAUACUGAAAGCAAAUGUGACAACUUUUGUUUUAAAUAUUUGUCAAAUUUGACCUAUCUUGACGGCGAUAAAAUGACAAAUUUUUGUGACAACACCUUUUGACAUAUUAUACCCCUUUCAUUUCUCGAUCUACUUCUUUCUCUCAUCUCCGACCACUAAACCCUGACUCGGUAGCUCCUAAUCGACUAGAAAGACACCGACCAAGGUAAGACCAAGCCUGCAUGCGUGUUUUCUUUUGAUUCCUAGUUUAUUUCAGUUCUGACACAUUUUUUAAUUUGGAUUCUCCGAGCACCCACUGGUGAUGGUAUCUCAUAGGAGACGAGACGCCGGCCAAGGCGGCUUUGAACGCGAUGAAGAUGGCGAAAUAACUGACGAGAUGACGCUUGGAUUUCUGGCUUUGGAAGUUGACAGAUCUUAGUGAGAUUCUUCUAAUCCGUCUUUCCCUACUCUAUCCUCUAUUCCCAAUUAAAUUGUGGAUGUGGAUUUUAGGGAUUUAGAUUGAGGGAUUUACCUACGGGUGAUUGGUUUGCAGAUCUCUUUUGCAAUUUAUUGGAUAGUGGAUUUGUGUUCCAAGGGAUUUAGAUUGAGGGAUUUACUCCUCAUGCCGCCAGAUAGACCGAUCUUGAGAAGAGAAGCUUCAGAACCAGAUUAUGGUGAGUCUACAUUUUGAGCUUUGAAUCAUAACCAAAAGGGACGUAUACUUGUUUCCUUUUAUGGUCUCAGAUGAAAACCCUGCAAAGCCUUUUCUUUGUUGCUUUCUUAGUCGGAAGUCGGAACACCUAUCGCUAUAUUUAUAACGAAUGCAAGUUGCUGUUAAAAAUAUUAAUAUUUUAAGAUUCCCUUAAAAAGGUCGCACAAAGUGUUUUUCAGGUGCAGAGUACAACUCUCAAUCCCUUUUCGCCAUUUUCUUUUAUGAAAUAUAUUUUUCCUUCUCUUUGUUUAUUAUGUGGACCAGGUUGCUUCGUAUGAAUUCAAGUUUGCUAAAAGAUAAGAAUUUGAGGUGGCUUGUAUAAAGAAACUAAAAAAAAUUUA